Molecule: messenger RNA, 951 nt
Organism: Aspergillus niger
Lineage: Eukaryota; Fungi; Ascomycota; Eurotiomycetes; Eurotiales; Aspergillaceae
Exons: 2
Coding region: 1-951 (316 amino acids)
Source: RefSeq, a predicted model, not a curated record
AUGAACGACAGCGGUAGUCCAGCUGUAGACUUCAGCAGAGAGGAUUCCAUCGACCCGAGUGUGCUCGCAGAACUACCCAAGGGCAGCCGUGUCAUAUCCACCGAGGAGCGUGGCAUAAGCUUCUGGGGCACUACUGGCCGGAUAAACGUUGAAUUGGCUGAUGGGACACCCGUUUCAUUCUUCAUCAAGGCCGUGACGAAGGAAAGGGGCAAGAACAUGGUUUACGGGGAGUAUGAGUCUAUGAAAGCCAUAUACAACGUUGCUCCGAACUUUGCCCCAAAGCCGAUCGCGUGGGGGUCCUACCAGGAUUGCCCAGAUACACACUUCUUCCUCUGCGAAUAUCGUGAUAUGGCUGCUGACAUGCCUGACCCGGAUAAAUUCGCUGCUCGGUUGGCUGCUCUCCAUAACAACAGCGCAUCUCCGACGGGGAAAUUCGGCUUUCAUGUGACCACCCACAAUGGCAACUUGCCGCAAAUGACUGACUGGGAGGAUAGUUGGGAGAUUUUCUUUGCUAAGAGCAUGAGACACGCUCUUGAUCUUGAGAUUGCAGUCAAAGGCUGGGAUCCAGAAUUGGAUUUCUUAGUUCCAGCGUUGUUUGACAGGGUCAUACCGCGCCUCCUCCGGCCACUUGAGAGCGAAGGACGAUCAGUGAAGCCUUCGCUGAUCCAUGGUGAUCUGUGGUAUGCCAAUUCGGGCAUCGACACGGAGACAGGAGAGUCGCUUGUGUUUGAUGCAUGCUGCUUCUACGCCCACAACGAAUGUGAGUUGGCAGGUUUUUAUGGUGAAGGCAAUCAAACUGACCGAUGGGACACCAAUGAAGACGAGUUUGGACAAUGGCGGCCGAUUUGUAACCGAUUCGGUGACGAAUACCUGGAGGCCUAUCGCUCCUAUGCUCAGGUUUCGCCGCCGGAGGAGGAUUACGACGGGCGUUUGGAUCUUUACAAGUUGUAA